Cervus elaphus (red deer) is the source of this 1803-nucleotide messenger RNA. RefSeq names its product atypical chemokine receptor 4 (gene ACKR4). Gene Ontology annotation, molecular function: chemokine receptor activity; chemokine binding; scavenger receptor activity. Gene Ontology annotation, biological process: chemotaxis; G protein-coupled receptor signaling pathway; immune response. The transcript has 3 exons. The coding region runs from base 269 to 1321 and encodes 350 amino acids. The record is from RefSeq and is a predicted model, not a curated record. NCBI's taxonomy places the organism in Eukaryota, Metazoa, Chordata, Mammalia, Artiodactyla, Cervidae. Gene Ontology annotation, cellular component: membrane.
UACCAAAGCCCUAGGAAGGAAUGUGCCUGGUCCAUUUCAAAACAGCAUGGAGGCUGGUGCGGCAGAAUAAGUAAGCAAAGAGGAUGGUUAUACAUAAAUAAAAGAUCAAGUGCUCACAAGAUUACGUCUCCGGAAAGCACUCUUGGAUGUAAGACAAAGGCGGGGUGUAAAAACGAAAACAAAAGUAGUCUGAGUUAGAGAGUGUCAUUUGAUUUUACUCUCUGCAUUCAAGACUGCUCCUGUCUGCCUACUGAAACAGAUUGGAACCAUGGCUUUGGAAUACAACCAGUCAACAGAUUACUAUUAUGAGGAAAAUGAAAUGAAUGACACUCAUGACUAUAGUCAGUAUGAAGUGAUCUGUAUAAAAGAAGAGGUCAGAAAAUUUGCAAAAGUUUUCCUACCUGCCUUCUUCACAAUAGCUUUCAUCAUUGGACUUGCAGGCAAUUCCACUGUAGUGGCGAUUUAUGCCUAUUACAAAAAGCGGAGAACCAAAACAGACGUGUACAUCUUGAAUUUGGCAGUGGCAGAUUUACUACUUCUAUUCACUUUGCCUUUUUGGGCAGUUAAUGCAGUUCAUGGGUGGGUUUUAGGGAAAAUCAUGUGCAAAGUCACUUCAGCCUUGUACACAGUCAAUUUUGUCUCUGGAAUGCAGUUUCUGGCUUGUAUCAGCACAGACAGAUACUGGGCAGUAACUAAAGCUCCCAGUCAAUCGGGAGUGGGAAAACAAUGCUGGGUCAUCUGUUUCUGUGUCUGGGUGGCUGCCAUCUUGCUGAGUAUCCCUCAGUUGGUUUUUUAUACAGUAAAUCAUAAAGCUAGGUGCAUUCCCAUCUUUCCAUACCACCUAGGAACAUCAAUGAAAGCAUCAAUUCAAAUACUGGAAAUCUGCAUUGGAUUUGUAAUACCCUUUCUUAUCAUGGCAGUGUGCUACUUCAUCACGGCAAAGACACUCAUCAAGAUGCCUAACAUUAAAAAAUCUCGGCCCCUCAAAGUUCUGCUCACAGUGGUCAUAGUUUUCAUCGUCACUCAAUUACCUUAUAACAUUGUCAAGUUCUGCCAAGCCAUAGACAUCAUCUACUCCCUGAUCACUGACUGUGACAUGAGCAAACGCAUGGAUGUUGCCAUCCAAAUCACAGAGAGUAUUGCACUCUUUCACAGCUGCCUCAACCCAGUCCUGUACGUUUUCAUGGGAACCUCUUUUAAAAACUACAUCAUGAAAGUUGCCAAGAAAUACGGAUCCUGGAGAAGACAAAGACAAAAUGUGGAGGAGAUUCCUUUCGAAUCUGAAGAAGCUACAGAGCCAACCAGUACUUUCAGCAUUUAAAUAUAAGACCUAUCUGUCUCUUGCUUCAAUACACAUGAAUGAUGCUUCCCGCUGAGAUCAAACAUCUGCAUUUUUCUGAAAUUCAAAUUUCAAACACUGUGGUGGCAACUUGUAGCAAAGAAGAGGUUGGGGUAGGAAAGGGGAGUGGGGUAGAAGCCAAGAAAAAGAGGAAACAAAUAAUAAAUUCAUAAAACAUAGAAAUUAAAACUAACAACAUAAGAAAAUAGUAUUAACAGUCAUACAUAAGAAAAACACUACAAGUUAGGUCAUCUAAAACAGAUUGUUAAAGAGAUUUAGUUUAAGGGUCAUUUACAGUUAUUUUAAAUUAUCUAAAUUUUAAUAUAACAAUUUUCCUGCAUAAUUUUAAUACUUGAAUAAUCAUGCAGCAACAUUUAAUGUCUUUUUCUUUUUCCUGUUCCUAAUUUGUAAGUGAUUUAAUAAAACUCCAGAAAGAAUAAAAACUAGCAAUGAGAAAAAAAAAA